GACGCGGAGUGGAAGGCAAAAUGGCGGCGGCGGCGGUGGCCUGGUGCUAAGGGGAGAGCCAGGUCCCCGCGACCCCUGCAACGGGUCGCGCCGGCCCGCGGCAGCCCCCUGGCGUCUCUGCCCGUCCUGCCCCACCCAGCAUACUUGGGGCCUCGGGGACGGGCCCCGGUCGCCUUGGCGCCGGCCCUCGGCCCGUGGCCGCUGUCCAGAAGCCCCGCUGUCCGCUGCAGGGUUAUUUAGAAUAUUAGGAAUUUUAAUGUUCCUGAAGAAUUAUUUUCACUUUUGAAUUCAUCAAAGAAUUACUUUCACUUUUGUUCAAGAGAAAGCUCUGAAUCUGUCAACUGGCUCUUAAAGAAGUCCUUUGUGUGGGUUACAUAUAUAGAUGUUUUAAUGAAGAGGAGUGAAAAGCCAGAAGGAUAUAGACAAAUGAGGCCUAAGACCUUUCCUGCCAGUAACUACACUGGCAGCAGUCGGCAAAUGCUGCAAGAAAUUCGGGAAUCCCUUAGGAAUUUAUCCAAACCAUCUGAUGCUGCUAAGGCUGAGCAUAACAUAACCAAAAUGUCAACUGAAGAUACUCGACAAGUAAGAAAUCCACCUAAAUUUGGGACAUAUCAUAAAGCCUUGCAAGAAAUUCGAAACUCUUUACAGCCAUUUGCAAAUGAAACAAGUUCUUCCUCCCGGAGUACUUCAGAAGUUAAUCCACAAAUGUUUCAAGAUUUGCAGGCUGCUGGAUUUGAUGAGGAUAUGGUUAUACAGGCUCUUCAGAAAACUAAUAAUAGAAGUAUAGAAGCAGCAAUUGAAUUCAUUAGUAAAAUGAGUUACCAAGAUCCUCGGCGGGAGCAAAUGGCUACAGCAGCUGCUGCCAGACCUAUUAAUGCCAGCAUGAAACCAGGAAGUGUGCAACAAUCAAUUAACCGCAAACAAAGCUGGAAAGGUUCUAAAGAGUCCUUGGUUCCUCAGAGACAUGGCCCACCUCUAGGCGAAAGUGUAGCCUAUCGUUCUGAAAGUCCCAACUCACAGACAGAUGUAGGAAGACCUUUAUCUGGAUCCGGUAUAACAGCAUUUGCUCAAGCUCACCCAAACAAUGGACAGAGAGUAAACCCCCCUCCACCUCCUCAAGUAAGGAGUGUCACUCCACCUCCUCCUCCAAGAGGCCAGACUCCCCCUCCACGAGGUACAACCCCACCUCCUCCAUCAUGGGAACCAAACUCUCAAACAAAGCGGUAUUCUGGGAACAUGGAAUAUGUAAUCUCCCGAAUCUCUCCUGUUCCACCUGGGGCAUGGCAGGAGGGCUAUCCUGCACCACCUCUUAACACUUCCACCAUGAAUCCUCCUAACCAAGGGCAGAGAGGCAUUAGUUCUGUUCCUGUUGGCAGACAACCAAUCAUCAUGCAGAGUUCUAACAAAUUUAACUUUACACCAGGGAGACCUGGAAUUCAGAAUGGUGGUCAGACUGAUUUUUUGAUACACCAAAAUGUCCCUGCUGGCACUGUGAAUCGGCAGCCACCCCCUCCAUAUCCUCUGACACCAACUAAUGGACAAAGCCCUUCCACUUUACAGACAGUGGGAUCUACUGCGCCUUCAUCAUAUACAAAUGGAAGCAUGCCUCAGUCCGUGAUGGUGCCAAACAGAAAUAGUCAUAACAUGGAACUUUACAACAUUAACAUCCCAGGACUGCAAACAACUUGGCCUCAGUCGUCUUCUGCUCCUGCCCAGUCAUCCCCAAGCAGCGGGCAUGAAAUUCCUACAUGGCAGCCUAAUAUACCAGUCAGGUCAAAUUCUUUUAAUAACCCAUUAGGAAAUAGAACAAGUCACUCAGCUAAUUCACAGCCUUCAGCUACAACAGUCACUGCGAUCACCCCUGCUCCUAUUCAACAGCCUGUGAAAAGUAUGCGUGUAUUAAAACCUGAGCUACAGACUGCUUUAGCACCUACCCACCCUUCUUGGAUACCACAGCCAGUUCAAACUGUCCAACCUAGCCCUUUUUCUGAGGGUAGCACUUCAAAUAUGACUGUUAUGCCACCUGUUGCUGAAGCUCCAACCUAUCAAGGUCCACCACCACCUUAUCCAAAACAUCUGCUACACCAAAACCCACCAGUUCCUCCAUAUGAAUCAAUAAAUAAAUCUAGCAAAGACGAUCAGUCUAGCUUGCCCAAGGAAGAUGAGGAUGAGAAAAGUUUUGAAAGUGUUGAUAGUGGGGAUAAAGAAAAGAAGCAGAUUACAACCUCACCUAUCACUGUUAGAAAAAAUAAGAGAGAUGAAGAGCGAAGGGAAUCUCGUAUUCAGAGUUAUUCUCCUCAGGCGUUUAAAUUCUAUAUGGAACAACAUGUAGAAAAUGUCCUCAAGUCUCAUCAGCAACGUCUCCAUCGUAAAAAGCAACUAGAGAAUGAAAUGAUGCGGGUUGGAUUAUCUCAAGAUGCCCAGGAUCAAAUGAGAAAGAUGCUUUGCCAAAAAGAGUCUAAUUACAUUCGUCUGAAAAGGGCUAAAAUGGACAAAUCUAUGUUUGUCAAGAUAAAGACACUGGGAAUAGGAGCAUUUGGUGAAGUCUGUCUAGCAAGAAAAGUAGAUACGAAAGCUUUGUAUGCAACAAAAACUCUUCGAAAGAAAGAUGUUCUGCUUCGAAAUCAAGUCGCCCAUGUUAAAGCUGAGAGAGAUAUCCUGGCUGAAGCUGACAAUGAAUGGGUAGUUCGCUUAUAUUAUUCAUUCCAAGAUAAGGACAAUUUAUACUUUGUAAUGGACUACAUUCCUGGGGGUGAUAUGAUGAGCCUAUUGAUUAGAAUGGGAAUAUUUCCAGAAAAUCUGGCACGAUUCUACAUAGCAGAACUUACCUGUGCAGUUGAAAGUGUUCAUAAAAUGGGUUUUAUUCAUAGAGAUAUUAAACCUGAUAAUAUUUUGAUUGAUCGUGAUGGUCAUAUUAAAUUGACUGACUUUGGCCUCUGCACUGGCUUCAGAUGGACACAUGAUUCCAAGUACUAUCAGAGUGGUGACCAUCCACGGCAAGAUAGCAUGGAUUUCAGCAGUGAGUGGGGUGAUCCCUCCAACUGUCGAUGUGGAGACAGGCUAAAGCCUCUGGAGCGCAGAGCUGCUCGCCAGCACCAGCGAUGUCUAGCACAUUCUCUAGUUGGGACUCCCAAUUAUAUUGCACCUGAAGUGUUGCUACGAACAGGCUAUACACAGUUGUGUGAUUGGUGGAGUGUUGGUGUUAUUCUUUUUGAAAUGUUGGUGGGACAACCUCCUUUCUUGGCACAAACACCAUUAGAAACACAAAUGAAGGUUAUCAACUGGCAGACAUCUCUUCACAUUCCACCACAAGCUAAACUGAGUCCUGAAGCUUCGGAUCUGAUUAUUAAACUCUGCCGAGGACCAGAAGAUCGCUUAGGCAAGAAUGGUGCUGAUGAAAUAAAAGCCCAUCCAUUUUUUAAAACAAUCGAUUUCUCCAGUGAUCUGAGACAGCAGUCUGCAUCAUAUAUUCCUAAAAUCACACACCCAACAGAUACAUCAAAUUUUGAUCCUGUUGACCCUGACAAGUUAUGGAGUGACGAUGAGGAAGAAAAUGUAAACGACACUCUCAAUGGAUGGUAUAAAAACGGAAAGCACCCUGAACACGCCUUCUAUGAAUUUACCUUUCGGCGGUUCUUUGAUGACAAUGGCUACCCAUAUAAUUAUCCAAAGCCUAUUGAGUAUGAACACAUGAAUUCACAAGGCUCAGAACAACAUUCAGAUGAAGAUGAUCAACAUAAAGGCACAGAGAUAAAAAAUCGUGAUCUAGUAUAUGUUUAACACACUAGAAAAUAAUCAUAAUGAGAAUUUACAAAAAGGCCUGAAAUACUGGGUUUUUUGAAAUUCUGAGUAAAAUUAUGCAACUGCGGCAGAGCUAUGUAUGUGUGCUCUGUGUACAAUAUUUUAUUUUCCUAAAUUAUAGGAUAUCCUUUUAAAAUAUUAAUUUAUUCCAACCUUUUAAAAAAUUGUUAUACAUAAGUUAUGAACUGAAUAUUAGUCAGUUCCUGGUACUUAAAGUACUUAAAAUAAAAAAUAGUGCUUUGUUUAAAAGGAGAAGCCUGUUAUCUAUUUGUAUAUAUGCGAAAUAAUUUUAAAACUCAAGAGUUUUUGAAAUUUUUUGAAAGACAGUUUUAGUUUUAUCUUGCUUUAACCAAAUAUGAAACAUGCCCAUAUUUACAGAGCUCUUUUCCCCUCCUCCCCAAUCUUGUUUUUCAUACAAAAUAAAUAAGCUAGAGAAAUUAAGCCAUCAUUUUGCAGAGCGUUCCUAGGUUAAUGAUAAUUUGUAUAAGUCAUAUCUUGGAACUAAGAAAUACAGGGUACAGUAUGUUCAUCAGAAGGAAAAAUAGUGCAGUUUAUCUUUUCUCCCCUCCUGUGAGGAAUACUUAGUCUUCUAGCUUUUCUCUUCUAGCUUUUUAAAAAAUAAAAAUUAAAAAAUAUACUGGCUUUAUAAGAAGCCAAAGCACUACUAAUUUUCUUUCUAUUUUGGUAUUAAUGCUGCUUCCAGUUUUAAAAGGGAACAAAGUUGCCAUAAAUCAAAAAUCCUAAAUACUAAAAGCUAAGGUCUUUUAUAGUUUUCCUUUGAAAUUACAAUGUUUUUCUACCAUUGUAAGCCAAGAAAUUAUUUUCAGUUUAUAUAAAACUUUGAUUAGGAUUAUUUGUUGAUUUUCAUCACUAACUCCCCCUCUCCCCCCCGGGUGGGGGAACCUGCAAGGAUGUAGCUUAGAGCACUUGCCUAGUAUGUACCAGGCCCUAGGUUCAGUUUCCAGCGCCUCAAAAAAAGAAAAAGUAGUUUUUCCUAUAUAGUGACUCAAUCAUCAGUGCUGUAGAACCUCUUUCAUAACAGUGUUGUGUAUACAGAUUGCUAUUGGCAAAGGAAAUAUAGCUGUUUGGUAAUAUAGUAUUAUUUCUAAGGGCCGAUUAGUUGGUGAAAAAAAUAAUUAACUCUUAAUUCAGAUGGCCAUUAGUAAUUAGGAAAAGUUACAUAGUGGUCUUAGCUAACUUAUUUAAGGUUAAUUAUGUUUUUCAACAUGCCUAUUUAUAUAAUGCUUAAAUUCUUAAGGAUAAUUGUGGUUUCAUACCAAAAUAUGUAUCUUCGGAAGGAGAACUGAGCUCUAUUCUGACCUUAGUAAACUAGUUUCUAUUUUAUUUACUUUUCUUAAGCUUCACUGAUAAUGGUCUUUUUUUUUUUUAAUGUAAAAUGUUUGUGGAUAAGAGGACUAAUUUAAGUGACUUUUUAAAACUUUUAGCUUGUUUCAUAUAAAAGCUAAUGGAAACCAGGUAGUAAAAUUAAAGGCAAAGCUGUUCCAAUUGAACUGGGGGGGAAAAGCAUUUAUUAGUUCACAUUUGCCACCUUGUGUAUAUAGGUGGCCCUCUUAGAAGCUCAGCCUGCAGACCACUACCAUGUAAUGUGGGCCUUUAGGGUCACUGAUGCUUUUGUGAAUCUGAUAAAGGUGGUGGGCUCUACUUCCCAGAAAAAAGACACAUGAAAACACACAUAAGAUACUGCAUACAGUUUCAGGAAAUUCUGGAUCUUAUGAAACCUGUCAAUGACUAGGUUAAAGACCUCUGUUCGAUAAGAAAGUUGAUAUAUUAAACUGAAAACUUUGCUUUUAAUUUGCUGAUCAGUACAUCUUAUAUAAAUACAAGAUAAUUAGUACAUCUUAAUUAGUACAUCUUGUAUAAAUACUGAUAAUUUGUGAUGGGAGACCUCUGUAGCAUGUGAUAAGAUGACCCUAUGGAUGCUGGUGCAAAACUAAGAUGCUUUAAACAUACCAUUUUGAGGGCACUGAAAUGUUUGGCUUAUUAUAGGAUUGAUACAACAAUAUUUCUGAAGGAUUUCCAAUCAGAGAAUUUUGAGGAAAUAAUAGCAGUCUUUACUUCAUGGAACAUUUGAUUGAUCCUACUCUAUGCAAAACAAACUAGUUAGUUCAAGAAUUUUUAGCUUGGUACUCACAUUUAUAAGAUACCCUCCUUCUUUAAGCUUUUCCGUCAGAUUUACUUAAAUUUUCAUUUAAUAGUUCUACUUCUGGACUAUGGUGCAAUACAGUAGAAAACUAAGUUUGUUACAUUUACAUUGUAGGAAAACUAAGGUGCUGUAUCCUCCCUCUUCUCUCCUCUCCCAACAAAAUCUGUACUGCUGCUGUUCUUGAAAUAUGACACUAUAAAUUUCAUGUUCUUUUAAAGUUUCCUCCAACAGUUUAAGUUUUUGUCUUUGUCUGAAGCAGUAUACAAGCCAUUGGAAUAUGCAGUUUAAAUAGUUUGGAUAUACUUAUUAGCUGUAGUAAUUCUCUAUAUCCAGUUCUUCCAGUGUAGAUCCUGCUACUUCCUGACCACGAGACAGCAACAACAUUAAAUUAGGCAAUCAGAUUAAAAAAAUCUGAUUGCCCUCAAUUAAAAUUGAGUGAAAACAUUGGUUCUACAUUUCUCAUUUUAAAGUGAUUUUCUCAUUAAAAAUCUUGCUGUCUUUCUUACGCUUACCCCUUUUAUGCAUAUCAAUAGUAUUUAUAAACUAUGUCCUAUAAUUGUGUAACUGUAGAUAACUGUUAUGUAUUGUCCAGUAGUAUCUAAGGCAGGCCUUAUUGCUGUAUGUUUUCUACUUUCUUAUUUGUAAUAGAAACUAUAGAAUGUAUGACUAAAAAGUCACUUUGAGAUUGACUUUUUUAAAAAGUUAUUACCUUCUACUGUUGCAAAGUGCAAAACUGUGAGUGGAAAUGUUUUAUUCUGACUUAAUAUGUUGGAAAUUAGAGAAUACAGUGGGAGGAUUUUUAGAUAUUGCUGCUGCUGUUACCUAAGGUACUUUAGAAAUUUUCUUUAAUAAACAAAAAUCCCUUUGGUAUUUAAAGUGAAACAUUUAGUCUGUUUCUUUUAAACUAAAGCAAAAAUAAUUUGGGUCAACAAAUUGGUAUAUUUGUAAAGCGCCAUAAUAUAUCCCUUUGUGGAAGGCACUAUACAGUUUACUUUUAUAUUGUAUUGUGUAUAUAAGUAUUUUGUAUGAAAGUGGAAUCAAUAGCAACACUACAGUUUUAUAAAAUAAUGCUUUGAUAGACAAGGAAUUACAGCUUUGCAAUAACUAAAUUGUUUUGCAUACUUCUGAAUGUAACAGAAUGAAUAAUCAGCCUGUUUUUAAUGAAUCUAUUUGUAUUUUCCCAAUCAUUUCCUCUAGUGUAAUGUUUGCUGGAAUAAUAAAAAAAAGCAAAAUUUAAAUCUUUCAA
Messenger RNA from Chinchilla lanigera (long-tailed chinchilla), 7211 nucleotides. RefSeq names its product large tumor suppressor kinase 1 (gene Lats1). Bases 391 to 3780 code for a protein of 1129 amino acids. Gene Ontology annotation, biological process: G1/S transition of mitotic cell cycle; hippo signaling; peptidyl-serine phosphorylation. Lineage: Eukaryota; Metazoa; Chordata; Mammalia; Rodentia; Chinchillidae. The record is from RefSeq and is a predicted model, not a curated record. The transcript has 8 exons. Gene Ontology annotation, molecular function: protein serine/threonine kinase activity; ATP binding; protein binding. Gene Ontology annotation, cellular component: spindle pole.